Messenger RNA from Bipolaris sorokiniana ND90Pr, 1299 nucleotides. RefSeq lists its product as uncharacterized. Lineage: Eukaryota; Fungi; Ascomycota; Dothideomycetes; Pleosporales; Pleosporaceae. The record is from RefSeq and is a predicted model, not a curated record. The transcript has 2 exons. Bases 1 to 1299 code for a protein of 432 amino acids. Gene Ontology annotation, biological process: secondary metabolite biosynthetic process. Gene Ontology annotation, molecular function: FAD binding.
AUGGCAUCUGCAGACUCGCCCUCGAAACCUUACUCCCUAGCCAUAGUCGGCGGUGGCAUAUCUGGACUCGCGCUCGCAAUUACCCUCCUGCAACACAACGUUCCCCUCACUGUAUAUGAAGCCGCAGCGCAUUUUGGGGAAAUUGGUGCUGGCGUGGCGUUUGGGCCCAAUGCAGGACGCGCAAUGGAGCGCAUGUCGCCAAAGAUCUUCCAGGCGUUUUUAAAAUGCAAGACUGGGAAUGCAUAUGGUUCAAAGGCAAGUUCCUGGUUUACCGUUCGCGUGGGAGAUGGGAGAAAGGCAGAUAAAGAUGGUCAUGUGCGUGAGGGCAAGAAGUUGGGCGAUCCGCUGUUUGAAAUAUUUCUGCCUCCCGGUGGAGAACGCGGGGGUGUAUACAGAGCUCACUUUCUAGACGAGCUCAUAAAAGACAUACCAGAUGAUGUCGCCAAGUUUAAUAAGAGACUCGUUGACAUGGAAGAGGCGGGUGACGGAUCUGGUGAUAUGGUACUCAAGUUCGCCGAUGGUUCCACAGCACAGCAUACCGCCGUCAUUGGGUGUGACGGCAUCAAAUCUCUUGCGAGAAAAUGGGUAGUUGGAAGAGACAACCCUGCGUCUAAAGCUGUCUUCUCCGGAAAGUAUGCAUACAGAGGACUGGUCCCUAUGGAUGAAGCAGUCGAGCUACUCGGCGACGAAGCCGCCAGAAACAGUCAAAUGUUCCUAGGCUACCACGGUCAUCUCCUCACAUUCCCCAUUGCCCACGGCAAAAUAAUGAACGUCGUUGCAUUCAGCUCCCGCAAAACCUGGGACUCGGAAAAUUGGGUCGUCACAACCUCCAAACAAGACAUGCAAGCCGACUUUGCAGACUGGGGCCCGCACGUCCAGAAGAUCAUCGGCGCAAUGCAAAAACCGGAUAUCUGGGCUUUAUUCAUGCAUCCUCCAUGCGAAACAUACACUAAAGGUCGCGUCUGUCUGCUCGGCGAUGCGGCGCACGCAACGACACCGCAUCAAGGUGCCGGCGCGGGAAUGUGCAUGGAAGACGCGUAUAUACUCGCCAGUCUGAUCAAGGAUGCCAACAGCACUGAAGAGCUUAAACGCGCGUUUAAGGCGUUUGACGAGGUGAGGAGGGAGAGGACGCAGAAGCUUGUUGCGACCAGUUAUGAGGCGGGGCAGCUGUAUGAGUUUGAGUUGUUGGGGGAUGAUUUGGAUAAGAUUGAGGAGAAUUUCUCAAAGCGAAUGCAUUGGAUUUGGGGAUUUGAUUUGGAGGCGCAGCUAGGACUUGCACGGGAGAUUAUGAAGAAGUGA